Molecule: messenger RNA, 485 nt
Organism: Aphanomyces astaci
Lineage: Eukaryota; Oomycota; Saprolegniomycetes; Saprolegniales; Verrucalvaceae
Exons: 3
Coding region: 36-446 (136 amino acids)
Biological process (GO): tRNA 5'-leader removal
Cellular component (GO): ribonuclease P complex
Molecular function (GO): ribonuclease P RNA binding
Source: RefSeq, a predicted model, not a curated record
CGGAUAGGCCCAGCGCAGGCGGGUACCAAUAAACGAUGGUCCGCUUCAAGAAUCGCUACGUGAUCGUGGACAUGACGUCGAUGCGAAAGCUGCCGAACGUGCAGCCACGAGACAUCUAUGCGCUCGUGAUAGGCGCUAUCGGCAACAACUUUGGCGACGUCGGAGCAGGGCUCAUGCAGCAGUCGACCCAAGUGGUGUACUACAAUGCCGCCACUCACAUUGUUGUCGUACGGUGUGGUCGAGAGUAUGCCACAUGCAUCCAGGCCUGCCUGACGUUCAUCACGGAACUCCAUAACCAAGACAUCAAGUUCGAGACGCUUCGUGUUUGCGGGUCCAAUCGCACAUGCAAAGACGCCCUUCUUGCCAUCUCUCUGCAACGAAUCGACAAUGCCACCGCCCGCGACGCCAUCACCCGCGAGAUUGACGCGCUUGAACAAAAGGAUUAAGUCACACUAAUUGCAGGAUAUACAGUAUUUACCCACCAA